AGGAGCCUCCUCUCGCUUUACGGAGGAGCCUGCUGCUUGCAAUUCCUGCUCUUCGUGCCAGAGCCUGCAGCUGUCUCUGGUGCGUCCCACCGCCGCUGUUGUGGGAAAUCGUCGCCCCGCGUGACGAACCGACGGCGGACUCUUUUCCCCAUUGAAGUGUCAGCGUGAAACUGAAGGAUAUCGCAACUUUUCAACAAUUCACAACACAGUUAGGAGGCUGAAUGAAGACACCUGACAACUCGUAACGCCCCAUCCGCGUGCUGACUGAAAUCUUUGCAACUGUGAAGGCUAUAGGAAUGUGGAAUACAAGUCUCUCUCAGCGUAACAGGACCUGCUUCUGCCCCUGACACCAUGACCACAGACCUGAACCUGACCUAUAUGCUGAAUGUAACAGAUCUCCACAAUCACACACGAGGAUGUUCCCUCAAGACAGGUUUCCAGUUCUACUACCUGCCCACCGUUUACAUCAUGGUCUUCCUCACGGGGCUGGUGGGCAACAGCCUGGCCAUUUGGAUGUUCGUGUGCCACAUGAGACCGUGGAGCAGCAUCUCCGUCUACAUGUUUAACCUGGCUCUGGCUGACUUCUGCUAUGUCCUCUCGCUGCCCUUCCUCAUCUUCUACUACUUUAAUAAGACAGACUGGAUAUUUGGGGAUGUUCUGUGCCGGCUGCAGCGGUUCAUAUUCCAUGUGAAUCUUUACGGGAGUAUUCUGUUUCUGACCUGCAUCAGUGUUCACAGGUACACUGGGGUCGUGCACCCGCUCAAGUCUCUGGGCAGACUGAAGAAGAAAAAUGCAGUGAUCACCAGUGCGCUGGUGUGGGUGGUGGUCGUUAUAGGUAUAUCCCCCAUCCUGUAUUAUUCCAGGACUGGUUUGAAGCGUAAUGCAACCACUUGUUACGACACCACCACUGAGGAUGAGUUACCUGGUUAUUUUAUCUACAGCAUGACGUUGACUGUGUUCGGGUUCUGCAUCCCCUUUAUUAUCAUAUUUUGUUGCUAUGGCAUGAUCGUCAAAGCGUUAAUCUACAAUGACAUGAACAACGCGCCCCUGCGGCAGAAAUCCAUCCACCUGGUUAUCAUCGUGCUCGCGGUCUUCGCCGUCUCCUACCUGCCUUUCCACGUGAUGAAGAACCUCAACAUGAGGGCCAGGCUGUACUUCCAGAGCCCCGACAUGUGUGAAUUUAAUAACCGCGUCUACGCCACCUACCAGGUGACGCGAGGGCUGGCCAGCCUCAAUAGCUGCGUGGAUCCUAUUCUUUACUUCCUGGCUGGGGAUACCUUCAGGAGGAAGCUGUCACGGGCCACUAAAAAGCCCUCAAGGAAGGGGGACAAUGUCCUUCAGUCCAAGAGCGAGGAGACGGCUCUCAACAGCCUGGCUGAGUAUGUGGAGAAUGGGGACCGGAGGCUGUGACAGGGCACCUCUGUGUCAUGGGUGUGGAUCUCUAUUAGCUUUAGAAACCGUGAUGGACUUUGUACUGAAUAAAUAAAUGCACUGUGUGGACUGAAGGCUGUGUGUAAAACUUCAUGGUCGAUAGUUUGUAGAACUGUAAGGUAAAUACAUUUAACCCUGUGAUAACCAUCGCUCGCUUGCAGCCUGUCGAUGUUGAUAAGCUAUUGUACUGUAUCGUCCUGUAUUGUACUCUAAAUGUCACAGCCAUCACUCUUCAUUCUUACUGAGUAGUCGCUGUUGCUUACACUCUGGACAAAAUGAACAUUAAGAUCAGGCAAGCUGGGGAAAUAGGUUUCCCUCCAAGCUAUAAUGUCCCGUUCAUCAAAUUUGUUCUGGAGAAAUAGGACUGAGAAUGGAUCGCACCUCCUCUAGCCACUGAGCUGAUGCUUAAUCAAUAGCUAUUAAGCAGGUGAGAGCUUGUGGUUAGGGAAGUGUACCUGAGGUGGCUUUUUAGAGGAAAAAAAAGUAAAUGCACUGAUCUUGAGACUGCUGCAUGGAUGUGCCGUGUAGACGUUGCAAUGCACUAUGACCGGGGACUCUCUGCUCAGAGGGCUACCUAUCACUCCUUGUUUCGUUCCCCAUCUAUUACUGACUAGGCGAGGAAUGUGGUCGUGUAGUUUUUCAUGUUGACAGCUCUGAGGUUAAGGUCUGAAACGGCUCUGUUACCACAAUCUUUCUCUCCUUGUUAACUUGUUCAAAAAAGAGAAGAUAAAACUUACAGUGUUUUUUGUGUAUAUGAUAAUACGAUGAAUGUUUUUUUAAAGGUGUGCUGUACAGGAUAUUGUGAUGUUCCAGACUGUGUUGUUAACUGUUUUGUUCAAGUCAGUAUCACUAAUCCAGACCUGUAGUGCAUGAGUCCGGUAUCAAAUCACCAUCAGUGAAACAGUGACUAACCACAGCAGGUUCUAACCAUUGCAGUGUUUAUUGCAGCGUAGGAAAUAAAUAAUAGCUUCUUAAUGAGUAUAAACGACACACACUCACCUGCUUUGUGACUCCAACAUAUUGAAGACUUGUUUGUAUGAGAUACCUCAAAUUAAAUACUGCACUGUGUCCAUUUUGACAGGUGGCCAUUUCUCUUUUGCAUCUCUUGUAUUCACUCUGGAGAAAUGAUCGUGGAGCUCUCACCAUGUAUAUUUCACCCUGGAUUACGUAGGUGUUUGAUGUCUGUGCUAAUACCUUUGUAAAUCUGUAAUGUGGUCAGCUGUUGUCAAGAACGGAAGUGAAUCACCUGUACAGGAUAUUUGGGGCCACGUGUAUCUUCGUCAAUAAAUUUUUUAUAUUUAAAACA
Molecule: messenger RNA, 2737 nt
Organism: Epinephelus moara (kelp grouper)
Lineage: Eukaryota; Metazoa; Chordata; Actinopteri; Perciformes; Serranidae
Gene: p2ry1
Product: purinergic receptor P2Y1
Exons: 2
Coding region: 352-1410 (352 amino acids)
Biological process (GO): phospholipase C-activating G protein-coupled receptor signaling pathway; platelet activation; relaxation of muscle
Cellular component (GO): plasma membrane
Molecular function (GO): G protein-coupled ATP receptor activity; G protein-coupled ADP receptor activity; ATP binding
Source: RefSeq, a predicted model, not a curated record